CCCCGAAGUCGUCAAGACAUACCUCGUAAUACCACCAUCGCUCAAGAAUCGCGAUGCAUCUUCAACGUCACCAACACCAGCACGUUCGCAGGCAAGUCAUUUCGGACCCUCUCGCGAUCCCCACGGGCGUCGAGGGGAUCAGCACCGGCGCCGCGACCGUUGCGACGGCCGCCGCCACUGCGAGCAGUCUUGCGCUCAACACCGCCACCUCCGACGCCGCCAGCGUCAGCGUCCAGCUCGUUCCUGGUCAAUCCGCGGUCACCAUCACGACCCAGGAUUCCUCCACCCCGACCUCCACCUCGGCCGCAGCGACCAGUACGACCGCCGCGGCCAAGUCCGCCGCGUCGCACUCCUCCAUCUCCCUCGGCGCCGUGAUCGGGGCGUGCGUCGCCUCCGUGCUCGGCCUCGGCCUCCUCAUCGUCUUCGUCAUCUGGUGCAACCGCCGCGACCGCGCGGCGAAGGCCGAACUCGCCUCGCGCCGCUCCAAGCUCAAUGCGCAGGGCGAACACAGCCGACGCCAGUCGCGCAACCUGCCCGGCGGCACGUGGGGCAAGCUCGAGAGCCAUCACGGCGGGAGCGACGAUGCCAGCUCGCGCUACUCGGCGCAAGACACGACCGCUGGCACGGGCGGCGACGCGGAGAAGAUGAGCAUGAAGAUGGACAUGUUCAAGUCGGCGCCGAGCGUGCGCUCGGUCGAGAAGUCUGGAGAAGAGGAGGACAGCGGCGAGAGCGCGACGAGCAACUACUUCGACAUCGACCCCUCGAUGCUGUCCAAGUACCAUCCCCGCCUCGCCGAGGAGAUGUCGACGACGGCCAGCCAGCCGCACAUGCACCAGGUCCCCACCGCGCGCCCGCUCGUCGGCCGGGUGGACACGUCCGCCGGCGCGGUCUCGUGGGACGGCGAUACUGCCGCGGACUCGUUCGUAUCCCUGAAGUCGAUGCGCAUGUCGGGCACGAUGUCUCCGACGUUCGUCUCCGCCCGCUCCACACCCGCCGUCACGCCCGCCGCCAUCAAGCACCGAUGGGAGUCGGCCGAGGUCGUUACCCUCGACGAGGACGGCGUCCCGCUGGACUCCUCCUAUGCCUCCACGCACAACACCGAGCCCGCGAGCGGGAACACCUCGCGUCGCGCGAGCGUCUCGAACCCGUUCUUCAGCGCGCAGGAGCGGAUCAAGGCCCGCAACCCGUUCGACGACGUGCACGCGCAGCUGCCGCCGGUGCCCACCCGGCACAUGGCGACGGACAGCAACUCGAGCGAUGCGAUGAAGUCGCUGCUCGCCGCGCUCGAGCUUCCCGGCGACGACAAGGCGAAGCUGGUCGAGAGCGAGGACGACCCGCACCGGGUGACGAGCAUGCAGCCGAGCAUCGUCAGCCACGCGUCCAGCAUGGCGUACGCGGAGGAGGUCAUUCCCGCGUUCCCGCUCCCGCCUCAUGCACAGCGAUAGGUCUUCGUCAACACUUCGUUGCCGUGAUGGUUCGCUCGUCCCCCCUGCUGCCCCAUCGACUUGACCGGAGCUAUUCACGAUGUCAUGUGUUCGUUCGUCGCCGUUGCUUCCCCACAGCACUCUUGCACGUUGACCUACUUGAUACGACUCGGCACGUUUAGCUGAUGGGAAUACCCGUCAUCGCCGUCAAACCUGCUGUCUGUUGUCUACUAUCCACCUGUUUAAACCCCUGCCAUCUUCUUCACCCACUUUGCCCUUCUUGUCCAUUUUUUUUUUGCGCGCGACGCGACGCGGCGAUCCGGCAUCGACUCCU
Molecule: messenger RNA, 1758 nt
Organism: Punctularia strigosozonata HHB-11173 SS5
Lineage: Eukaryota; Fungi; Basidiomycota; Agaricomycetes; Corticiales; Punctulariaceae
Exons: 1
Coding region: 54-1445 (463 amino acids)
Source: RefSeq, a predicted model, not a curated record